AUGGUGAAGCAGAGCAAAGACCGCGACAGCUGGGGCGAGUGGGCCCUGAACGAGAAGCAGACGUACGACUGGAGCUCGGAGGACGAGGAGGCGGAGUCUAAGGCGCGGCCCGUCCAGGUGCUGCUGGUGAAGGACGACCACACGUUCGAGCUGGACGAAAGCGCCCUGACCCGGAUCCUCCUCAACAGUAAAGUGCGAGACCUGGAGGUGGUGGCCGUGUCCGUCGCCGGGGCCUUCAGGAAGGGCAAGUCCUUCCUCAUGGACUUCAUGCUCCGCUACAUGUACCACCACGCUCGUGAGGACUGGCUGGGCGACUCAGAUGAACCUCUGACGGGGUUUUCGUGGAGGGGAGGAUCCGAGCGCGAGACCACAGGGAUCCAGAUCUGGAGCGAAGUGUUUUUAGUCGACAAACCCGACGGCAGGAAGGUGGCCGUGUUGCUGAUGGACACUCAGGGCACGUUUGAUUCUCAGUCGACGCUCAGAGACUCGGCCACAGUUUUCGCUCUGAGCACCAUGAUCAGCUCCAUGCAGGUUUACAACAUCUCACAGAACGUCCAGGAGGACGACCUGCAGCAUCUACAGCUCUUCACAGAAUACGGGCGUCUGGCCAUGGAGGAGACGUUCCUCAAACCGUUCCAGUCCAUGAUCUUCUUGGUGCGAGACUGGAGUUUUCCGUAUGAGUUUUCGUACGGACAAGAGGGAGGGAUGAAGUUUCUGGAGAAGAGGCUCAAGAUCUCGGAGAACCAGCACGAGGAGCUUCAGAACGUGCGGAAACACAUCCACUCGUGCUUCACAAACAUCUCGUGUUUCCUGAUGCCUCAUCCCGGCCUCAAAGUCGCCACAAACCCACAUUUCGACGGACGCAUCAAAGAGAUCGACGGGGAGUUCAUCAACAACCUGAAGGAGCUGGUCCCGUGGCUCCUGAGUCCAGAGAACAUCGACGUGAAGGAGAUCAACGGGAGUCAGAUCACCUGCAGGGGGCUACUCGAGUACUUCAAGGCUUAUAUAAAGAUCUACCAGGGAGAAGAGCUGCCGCACCCCAAGUCCAUGCUGCAGGCCACAGCCGAGGCCAAUAAUCUCGCCGCCGUCGCAGCAGCAAAAGAUCUGUACAACAAGAAAAUGGAGGAGGUCUGCGGCGGCGACCGUCCGUUCCUCGCUCCGUCCGAGCUCCAGUCGCGUCACCUGAUGAUCCGGGACGAGUCGGUGCAGCUGUUCCGCUCGGUGAAGAAGAUGGGGGGGGAGGAGUUCAGCCGCAGGUACCUGCUGCAGCUGGAGACCGAGAUCGACGACGUCUUCGUUCAGUACAUCAAACACAACGACUCCAAGAACAUCUUCCACGCGGCGCGAACGCCCGCCACGCUCUUCGUGGUCAUCUUCGUCAUGUACGUGGCGGCGGGCAUCACGGGCUUCGUGGGCGUCGACAUCAUCGCCAGUUUGUGCAACAUGAUCCUGGGUUUGGCUCUGAUCACCUUGUGCACCUGGGCCUACAUCAGGUACUCGGGAGAAUAUAGAGAACUGGGGGCCCUCAUCGACCAGGUGGCAGGGGCCCUGUGGGACCAGGGAAACACGAACGAGACUCUCCACAAGCUCUACAACGUAGCAGCCAACCACCACCGGCACCUGUACCACCACGCCUUCCCCGGGCACCACCCAGAGGAGGAACGAGGGGAGCGCGAGCGAAAGAGAGACUGA
Molecule: messenger RNA, 1692 nt
Organism: Boleophthalmus pectinirostris (great blue-spotted mudskipper)
Lineage: Eukaryota; Metazoa; Chordata; Actinopteri; Gobiiformes; Gobiidae
Gene: atl1
Product: atlastin GTPase 1
Exons: 14
Coding region: 1-1692 (563 amino acids)
Biological process (GO): endoplasmic reticulum organization; protein homooligomerization
Molecular function (GO): GTPase activity; GTP binding
Source: RefSeq, a predicted model, not a curated record